Molecule: messenger RNA, 868 nt
Organism: Pomacea canaliculata
Lineage: Eukaryota; Metazoa; Mollusca; Gastropoda; Architaenioglossa; Ampullariidae
Product: oligodendrocyte transcription factor 3-like
Exons: 2
Coding region: 1-591 (196 amino acids)
Molecular function (GO): protein dimerization activity
Source: RefSeq, a predicted model, not a curated record
AUGCUUGAUAUCUCAAGACAUUUUAUCGGAACGGAGGACAUCGAGGACCUGCGAUAUGAAAGCCAUAGCUGGGAAGACGAAAAGAAGUGCGACUCGGGGUCUGAACCCGGCGAGACGAUGAGCAGCAUCCGCAAGACACGAGUGAGACAUCAACCUGAGGAGGUGAGACUGAGAAUCAACAGCAGAGAACGACAGCGAAUGCACGACCUCAACUCGGCUUUGGAUUCUCUUCGAAAGGUGGUCCCCUACUCGCAGGGGCGGGCUGUGAAGAAGCUGUCCAAGAUGACGACACUGCUGCUGGCGCGCAACCACAUCGUCAGCCUGACGCGCACGCUGGAGGACAUGCGCCGCCUGCUGCAGGAAGUGACGACAGCUCUCCCCGGCCCCUUGCUGUCCUUGCGGCCAUACCGUCCAUCUUGGACAGGUCUGACGUCACCAACAGCUCCCACUGCAGCCACUGCACUUCCGCUGCUCCACCCUGGGUUGUUCGUCACUGCACCGACGACAGCAGCACGUUGUCCGCACGUGACUCAUUUUCUGGACACGCCUUUCCUGACCUGCUUGUGUAAAGUAUGUCAGAGCAUGCGAUAACGCCCACCUCCACCUCCACCUCCAUCCCCAACAGAUUCCAGAGGCUGCAAGAACUAAAUCACCUCUCCUCCAUGGGACAGAGCUGUGUGAUGCUCUGGUCCUCGUUUUUAACCCUCCCAGCUUCUGUCCAGCAAAAUAAAAGAUGUGAGGCAGGGGGAUACAAUGAAGCCUCGCUAUCAACGUCAGGAGGAUCUUUGAACUGCUGCCAUCUUGGGUGUGACAUAUUAACUUGUUCGGAGCGUUUACACAUAUAUUUGAAUUACCUCGACUUAUGACA